AUUGCUUCUGUCGCUGCUACUUCAACUCCCGGCGUGCAUCUCGGUUGGACCGGAAGUGCUUUGUUGUGACCUUGGCGUGUCAGGUUAAGUAGAAGAAGAAGCAGCAUGGCCGGGCAAGAACCUGGAGGUUUUCUGCAGCAGCUGAGGCAGAUUGCAGGCCGGAUGUCCGCUGGUGGUCCGAGAGGCACCGGCCUUGGGAUCAAACUGCUCAUCGGUGCUGGUGCUCUGGCUUACGGUGUCAAAGAAGCUACAUACACAGUGGAAGGUGGACAAAGGGCCAUCAUCUUCAACAGAAUUGGAGGCAUUCAGAUGGACACAGUUCUGUCUGAGGGGCUGCAUUUCAGGAUACCGUGGAUCCAGUAUCCAAUCAUUUAUGACAUCCGAGCCAAACCGCGCAAGAUUUCAUCCCUCACAGGAAGCAAAGAUCUUCAGAUGGUAAACAUCGCUCUGCGUGUGCUGUCUCGACCUGUUGCCUCCAAACUGCUUCUCUACCAGCACCUGGGGCAGGACUACGACGAGCGGGUGCUGCCCUCCAUCGUCAACGAGGUCCUGAAGAGCGUCGUAGCCAAGUUUAAUGCCUCGCAGCUCAUCACCCAGAGGGCUCAGGUGUCUUUGCUGAUCAAGGAACUUUUCGAAAGAGCUAAAGACUUUAACAUUAUCCUGGAUGAUGUGGCCAUUACAGAACUCAGCUUCAGCAGGGAGUAUACAGCUGCUGUAGAAGCCAAGCAAGUUGCCCAGCAGGAGGCCCAGAGAGCUCAGUUCUAUGUGGAGAAGGCCAAGCAGGACCAGAGGCAGAAGGUCAUCCAGGCUGAGGGAGAGGCUCAGGCUGCUAAAUUGCUGGGUGAAGCCGUAACAAAGAAUCCUGGCUACCUUAAACUAAGACGCAUCCGAGCCGCCCAGAACAUCGCCAAGACGGUGGCGACCUCACAGAAUAGAGUAUACCUGAAUUCAGAAAAUCUAGUACUGAACCUGCAGGACAGCUCCUUCAACAAUUUGUCUCUGGGGAAAUAAGAAGUAUCACCCCGGGGAAGUGCAUUCCAUGUGUUGAGCAUCUGUGCUGUAUUUAACGUCUGCUGCAUAUUGACCUCUCGCAGCAGUGACUGUCUCUGAGUGCAGGUUUUCCAGCAAAGGGGUUGGGUACCCUUUACACUAACACACACACACACACACACACACACACGUUUAGACACAACCCGUUUAUUAAAGGGUUUGACCAUUAGAUACAAAUUACAUAAUUUACGCCUCAUUGUUUAAUAAAGAAUUGAUUUAAAAUCAGCUAAUGAAUUGAGGCAUUGAGAGAAAUAGUUCUGUCCACUUCCUGUAUGUGUGAAACAUAGUAUUAUAAAUACACACCCUAUGUAUGAUGUUCAUAAGGGCCACUCGGCUGUUAGUAACGCUUUACACUUUGGAUUUUUCAGCAAUGUGUAAUCUGUCAAAACACCCAAGCACUUGAAGGAGGUUCUAUUAAAUAUUUCGAUUUUUUUUCUGA
Messenger RNA from Silurus meridionalis, 1489 nucleotides. RefSeq names its product prohibitin 2a (gene phb2a). Gene Ontology annotation, cellular component: mitochondrion; membrane. Gene Ontology annotation, biological process: mitochondrion organization. Lineage: Eukaryota; Metazoa; Chordata; Actinopteri; Siluriformes; Siluridae. The record is from RefSeq and is a predicted model, not a curated record.